AUGGCUAGGCUGGUGCCUUGCAUCGGGUUGCUGGCCCUGGUCUCUUGGCGCAGUUUCUGUGACUUUUCUCUCCCGCGAACCCCUCGCCGAGGAAGCCUCGCUUCCAGGCGGGCCUUGCAGCCUGACGAGCUGCCCACGGUGGCCGCACCUGGCGGCAGCCUGCCAAACGGCGAGCUGCGCGAAGCCUAUGAACCUGAGAUGCACCUCGACGCGCGGGAGGGUCGAGUUGAGAUUUUUCCCUCGCCCAUCUACAGGCGGAAGAUUCGUCCAAGCAACGAGGAGGUACGUGCAUUGAAUGACGAGAUAGUACUGAAUUUCCGACGGAUCAUGGCCAGGGAUGAAAAAGGUAUCGAAUAUUCGAAGACACAUUAUGCGGGCGGCUACACGUCGUAUUUCAGUCUCCCUGCACUUCAAGGCUGGGUUCCACCCAUUCAGACUCUCGAGGAGUGGCUCAGGCCUCAUAUUCAAGAGUUCACUCAGCAUGCUCUGCUCCAGGAUGGACCGGAACUCUUCAUGACAGAUUGCUGGGCCAACGUCAUGGGCGACGGCACAGAGCACAUGUUCCACCAGCAUAAGAAGUCCACCAUCAGCGGCACCUACUAUGUCCAAACCCCGAGGGGCUGCUCAGGUCUUUUAUUUGAAGAUCCACGUUUGGACCGAACAGUGGCAAAGCAAUCACGCCGCGUCGUCGAGUUUCCAGCGAUUGCUGGCUUCGUGGUGCUCUUUGAAAGCUGGCAGCGACACAAAGUUCCGCCCAAUUGUGGGGACGGAGAACGCAUUAGCGUCAGCUUCAAUUACCACUGGCGGUAUGAGGAGCCGACAAAGAUUCCACUGGAAUAG
Symbiodinium natans is the source of this 840-nucleotide messenger RNA. NCBI's taxonomy places the organism in Eukaryota, Dinophyceae, Suessiales, Symbiodiniaceae. The record is from the annotation of a GenBank genome assembly.